CAUCAUCAGUAAUGGUUCACGCCUCAACCUCGUAACUUCGUUGUUUAAUCUCUGUUGGGCGGUGAAUUUGCAGGAUAUACCGGGAAAGCGCGCCAUCCUGAAGACAUGGAAAUAAAGAUUACCAGUGGAGAUGAUUUUGAUUAGUUGUGAUAAUUUACUUAAUUUAACUAUACUCUAUAGUACUUUCGCCUUUUACUGGCAUUAACCCUUCUAGUCAACCACAGAAACAGUGCGUACAAAUAGGGCAUGUUACCAGUCCCUAUACCGGUUGGGGGUUGACUCGAUGCACACGUUUUUUUUAUUAUCUGAGCAAAUACUGUACUUUACAUCAAUCAAGCGAGAUGAAGCUGUCCUUUAGUUCUCUGGUGAUCACCGCUGGCAUCUUCGGUAUCCUCAGUUUCGCGUUCCUGGCUACGGCGAUCGGAAGCGACUACUGGUACAUUAUUGAGGUGAACAGAACCAACCGGACCGAUACAGACGUUUCGGAUUCCCAUUCCGGAUUGUGGAUAACUUAUGAAGGUCAGAAGGUGUAUUCUUACACAUUUAACUCCCCCAACUACUCUGAACCUGAGAUGCACAUGUUGAACAUGCACAGUGCGAUUGUGGUCCUAUUGCCUCUAAGCCUGGUCCUGCUGGUGUUCGGAGGCAUCUGUGGAUUGAUCAGUUCCCUGGCCCGGAGCCCCACCCUCCUCACUGGCACCGCCUCCUAUCUCAUCCUCUGCAGUGUUCUGACCCUCUCUGGUGUCAGCCUGUACAUCAGUUACUCCCAACAGGCGAUGGCUGAGACUGAGAGGCUGGUGGGGGCUGAGCGUUUGGCCCAGGUGGUCAGCACCUCUUUCGGCUGGUCCCUCGGCCUGGCCUGGCUCUCCUUCUGCCUGGAGGUCCUCACUGGCCUGCUGCUGCUGCUAGCUGCCCGCCUAGCCACCCUGCAGCACGGACCACAAGGCCACGGCUGGCCUCUCCAUGUUGUAACCUAACCCAAGAGGCAGAUGUCACAAGAACUGGAUAACCAACUGGCCCUGAACUGUACCUUUAAUUUUCUAAUGAUUUGUAUGUGCUCGUAUCUGGCACUACAAAUUAAGUUCUCUCUGGAAUAAUUGUUCUUUAAGUAUUUUUUUUUUCAUCCAAAAUGCCAUGUGGUUUAGUCUAUGGGCAAAACAGUUGAGAUUUAGUGCCAUCUUUUGGUGUGAUAAGUCACUACAUUUCAAUUGACAAAUGCCCCCAAAUACCAAAUUGUAUUAUUGUGGUCCUAUAGGAUGAGAAAUUAAACGUACUAGAACUACAGGCCUCAACCACAAGUCACUCUGAAUGGCUGUUAGCGGUCAAGGGGUUUCAUUUUAGAACUUGGGCAAGUGAAGGGCUAUAGGAAAGAAGUAUGUAUCAUGAGUGGAUGUACUCAAAGCAAAAGCCAUAGUAGAAAUGCUCAGAGCAGACUGAGGGUGCAUCUCAAGUGAAUCUUUAGCCAGAUGUAGCAGUGGUAUCAGCGGAGCCUUGUCUGGCAGAAAAACAGUUCAUUCAGCCUCAUUUACUGCCGGUUUAAAAAAAAAACAUAUCUGACAUGGCUGACUUGCCUAAACAAAGGUGGUUUCUACUAACAAUUGAGAUGUACAAACUAUGGCAUUAGGGAGUGAUGAGUGGAUAAGAGGUGAUCUGUAAUUCUGAUUAAGAAAUUAGGAGACUAAAUGACUUGGCGUUACCUUAGAUUGUAAACUGUCAUAGUCAAAACAUAUCGAUUCAAUGGUUGUAAAGAUGGGGAGAGAUCUGGCCGUAAUAAAGAGAUGCUCUGAUUGUUUUGACACCACACUCCAGAAAUCAAGUUCUGCAGGCUCUAGUUUUGUCUAAUCUUGAUUAUUGUGUGGUCCAGUGCUGCAAGGAAAGACCUAGUUAAGCUGCAGCCCAGAACAGAGCGACAAAUAUUGCUCUUCAUUGUAAUCAGAGGCCUGAUAUAAAUACUAUGCAUGCCAGUCUCUCUUAGCUAAGAGUUGAGGAGAGACUGACUGCAUCACUUAUUUUUAUAAGAAACAUUAACGUGUCGAAAAUCCCCAAUUGUUUGCAUAGUCAACAUACACAAAGCUCUGACACACACUUACCCCACCAGACAUGCCAUCAGGGGUCUUUUCACAGACCCCAAAUCCAGAACAAAUUCAAGAAAACGUACAGUAUUAUUUAGAGCCAUUAUUGCAUGGAACUCUGUUCCAUCUCGUAUUGCUCAAAUAAACAGAACCUGUUUUGUUUUUUUAAAAGGAUAAAGCAACACCUCACAACACAACGCCUCUCCCCUGUUUGACCUAGAUAGUUUGUGUGUAUGCAUUGAUAUGUAGGCUACGUGUACCUUUUUAAGAAAUGUAUGUACAGUUGAAGUCGGCAGUUUACAUACACUUAGGUUGGAGUCAUUAAAACUCGUUUUUCAACCACCACAAAUUUCUUGUUAACAAACUAUACUUUUGGCAAGUCGGUUAGGACAUUUACUUUGUGCAUGACACAAGUCAUUUUUCCAACAAUUGUUUACAGACAGAUUAUUUCACUCAUAAUUCACUGUAUCACAGUUCCAGUGGGUCAGAAGUUAACAUACACUAAGUUGACUGUGCCUUUGAACAGCUUUGAAAAUUCCAGAAAAUUAUGUCAUGGCUUUAGAAGCUUCUGAUUGACUCAAAUUAUGUCAAUUAGCCUAUUGGAGGUGUACCUGUGGAUGUAUUUCAAGACCUACCUUCAAAUUCAGUGCCUCUUUGCUUGACAUCAUGGGAAAAUCCAAAGAAAUCAGCCAAUCAGCCAAGAAAAAUUGUAGACCACAAGUCUGGUUCAUCCUUGGGAGCAAUUUCGAAACGCCUGAAGGUACCAUGUUCAUCUGUACAAAUAAUAGUACGCAAGUAUGAACACCAUGGGACCACGCAGCCGUCAUACCGCUUAGGAAGGAGACGCGUUCUGUCUCCUAGAGAUGAACGUACUUUGGUACGAAAAGUGCAAAUCAAUCCCAGAACAACAGCAAACGACCAUGUGAAGAUGCUGGAGGAAACGGGUACAAAAGUAUCUAUAUCCACAGUAAAACGAGUAAAAUUUGUGGGCAGAACUAAAAAAGCAUGUGCGAGCAAGGAGGCCUACAAACCUGACUCAGUUAUACCAACUCUGUCAGGAGGAAUGGGCCAAAAUUCACCCAACUUAUUCUGGGAAGCUUGUGGAAGGCUACAUUUGACCCAAGUUAAACAAUUUAAAGGCAAUGCUACCAAAUACUAAUUGAGUGUAUGUAAAACUUCUGACCCACUGGAAAUGUGAUGAAAGAAAUGAAAGCUGAAAUAAAUAAUUCUCUCUACUAUUCUGACAUUUCACAUUCUUAAAAUAAAGUGGUGAUCCUAACUGACCUAAGACAGGGAAUUUUUACUAGGAUUAUAUGUCAGUAAUUGUGAAUAACGGAGUUGAAAUGUAUUUGGAUAAGGUGUAUGUAAACUUCAGACUUCAACUGUAAUUCUGUCUUUGAGCUGUUCUUGUCUAUUAAUGUUCUGUAUUAUGUCAUGUUUCAUGUUUUGUGUGGACCCCAGGAAGAGUAGCAGCUGCUUUUGCAACAGCUAAUGGGGAUCCUAAUAAAAUACCAAAUGAGCAUGCUAAAA
Molecule: messenger RNA, 3602 nt
Organism: Oncorhynchus nerka (sockeye salmon)
Lineage: Eukaryota; Metazoa; Chordata; Actinopteri; Salmoniformes; Salmonidae
Gene: tmem235b
Product: transmembrane protein 235b
Exons: 4
Coding region: 342-977 (211 amino acids)
Cellular component (GO): apical plasma membrane
Source: RefSeq, a predicted model, not a curated record